AUGGUUUGCCCGAAAGUUUUUGUCUUCCUGGCUGUGUGCCUCAUAGCUGGCACAGCAAAGGCUGCUGUUAUACGCAAUGGUUCAGAGGAGGAAAUGAAGGAUAAGAUGGAGGCGACAACAAUGGAUACGAUUACGGAGCAAAUGGAUGUAACGACUCAAGCAUCUCUAACUGAUGACAUCAAGGAGAUGGAGGAGGAGAUGACAACCACUUCGCCCGAAUCAUUGGGGGCUUUGACGCGAGAUGAGGAAGCUACAAUUCUAAUUGUGGAUCAAACUCUAAUGGAUUCGUCACCCUCGGAAUCAAAACAAACUCCUGAACAUUCAGUGCAAGAGGAGAAAUUCGGUAAAUUGUUGCUGUUGAGUACUCCGAAAUUGGUGGAGAAACCCAAAUUGCCGGAAGAGAAUUUCGAAGAAUCUGAAGAAUUGGAUACCUCAGAAAAUAGCACAGAUGCCACCACUGUUGAAACCACAACCGUCGAUGAGAGUUUAGACGAAGAGGUGACUACUUUGGCUCCAGAAACUAAAGAAGACGCUGAAAAAGAACAAAACGAAGAAGUACCCGAAGUUACAACUGCUGUACCUACAACAAAAUUAUUUCCCAUCAAUGACACUCUCUAUGAAGACACCAAAAAGGAUUCCAGCAACACUGAAGAGAAGGUCGAAAGCACCCCUGUUGUGGUAGUGAUGGAUGAACAACCCAAAGAGGUUAAGAAUUCCAAAUUGGAGGCAAUUGUUUUGAGCGAAAGUGAAUCGGAUUAUGUUUUGGUCGAUACAGCCGAUACUGAAAUUAUCGAGGAUGGUGGUGUCUAUGCCGAUGUUGACAGUGAUUUACAUCUGCAGCCAAUUGUCCAGUCUGUGGAAAUUGUACCCAGCAGUGUGGAUGAUUCACUUUUGGUCAAUUACGUUCAAAAUUGGUAA
Molecule: messenger RNA, 918 nt
Organism: Musca vetustissima
Lineage: Eukaryota; Metazoa; Arthropoda; Insecta; Diptera; Muscidae
Exons: 1
Coding region: 1-918 (305 amino acids)
Source: RefSeq, a predicted model, not a curated record